Molecule: messenger RNA, 1071 nt
Organism: Zeugodacus cucurbitae (melon fly)
Lineage: Eukaryota; Metazoa; Arthropoda; Insecta; Diptera; Tephritidae
Gene: Ufsp1
Product: probable Ufm1-specific protease 1
Exons: 2
Coding region: 146-850 (234 amino acids)
Source: RefSeq, a predicted model, not a curated record
GGUGCAAAAGAAUACACAUAUAAUGUAGCCGCGUUAACUAAGAAAUUUUCUGGGCACAGACGGCAGUUUCAAGUAACGAAAAAAAAGUGGACGAUAGAAAAAACGCGAAAAAAGUAGAGUGGGCGAUUAAUGGUUGAAUAAGCAAAUGGUAUUAGAUAUGGAUGAAGCACACCAACUAACACGCAAAUGUUAUCCAUAUACACUGCUACGCAACGUGCACAAAUUGCUGCCACCACCAAAAACAACUGCUGCAGCUGAACCCAACGUCACUUUGUAUACGAAAGGAGAUUUUUCAUACUUUCACUACAAUUGUGACGGUUUCAAGGACAUCGGCUGGGGUUGUGCCUAUCGCACGCUACAAUCCAUAUGCUCAUGGAUUGCUGGGAAACGCGGUGCUACGGAUUUGGAUGUGCUAGUGCCAUCUAUAAAAGAAAUGCAACAAGCGCUCGUGAAGAUCGGUGACAAAACAAAUGAUUUUGUUGGCUCACAUGAUUGGAUUGGUGCCAUUGAAGUGUUUUACUUUUUGGAUGCACUCUACGAUGUUGUGUGCCGUAUAAUACACAUUGCAAGCCACGAGGAUCUAAAGAAAUAUGCAAAUGUAUUGAAAAAAUAUUUCGAAGAUUAUGGUGGUUUAGUGAUGAUGGGUGGCGAUAUGGACGCUGGAGCGAAAGGCAUCGCAGGAGUACAUAUUAGCGGCAAUCAAGUUUAUUUACUAGUCAUUGAUCCCCACUUUAUCGGCGUGCCCAAGUCUGUGCAAGAACUAGUUGAACGCGGCUACAUACGUUGGCAGCACACGUCGGAAUUUGUUGAUAGUUCCUUCUAUAACAUUUGUUUACCUCAACUUAAAUAAAAUAUCAGAAAAACAAGAUGCCAAAACAUGAAAACACCUGGACAAUACACAUAAUUGUAUUAUUCAUUUGUUAAAUGUCCAUAUCCAAAAAAAAAAAAAAAACAUAUGAAACUGUUGCAAUAGUAUUACUUAAUAAAAAUUGAAUUGCUUUUAUUACAGCGAUGCCAAAAAACGUUAAAUAAAUUUAAAUACAUAUAUAAUUAUUUUGAAACAAACCAAAA